UUUCGGCUCGAUUCGCGAUAUCGAAGUGUCAAAUAGAUUGCGAGAUUUACCGGAGUGAAAUUAUAAUAUUUUGAUUAAUAAAUGGUGUAAUUGAAAAAGUAUAUUUUGAUGUAGAGGAUAGAAUUUUUUAAAUAAAUUUAAAUGAUGAUAUAAGUGCGAAUAUAACCGUUAUAAUGGUGUAAAAUAAUUAUUCCGAUUGCCUCAUGCUACUGUAAAAAACCGGAGCUUUAAUUUCUUGAUAUAAAAUGGACGAGGAGAUCAAAAUAUGCGAAAACUGCAACCGGGAGAUUCCCGCGGUGAACUACACCAUACAUUCGGUGCACUGCGCUCGGAACAUCCGCAUGUGCCCGGUCUGCAAGGAGCCCGUGCCACUCACGGAGCUGGAGGAACAUACGGAGAAGCUGCAUAAAUUGCUGCCUUGUAAGCAAUGCGGGGAGAAGGUACGCGGGACCGAUAUGGAGGACCACAUUCGUGACUCCUGUGACCGCACCAUACAGUCUUGCAGGUGGUGUGAGCUGGAGUUGUCUCGUCGUGAGCUGCCUCUGCAUGAGGGUUAUUGCGGAACUCGCACUGAAGAGUGCGAGCAGUGCGGAGAGUUUGUCAUGCAUAAGUACAGGCAGCUGCAUCUGGACUCGAACCACGGCUUCGUACGGCUUGACGAUGAUCCCGUCCCUCGUGCUCGUGUUAACCGACAGAGAAUGGAUGCAUCUACUAUAACUCCAAGUGUAUUUGCCAGUGGUUUCGGUAUGACGCCAUACCAGAGACCUGCAGAUCGUCUGCCUCGACUCCUAGACUUGCCCGAACAACCGCCAGCUGUGAACCCUGAGCUGGCAAGACUCUUCAAUUCCAUCACAGAAGCUCACAUCACAAAUGCUUACUACAAUAAUGCCCGUUUCAACCGCACCGUGAGCCCCCGAAGCCCUGACGCUUAUCCUAAUCUAGGACCAUAUAAUGAUGGUAGAAUCCUGAAUCAAUGGCAACAGAACAUAAGUUCAAAUUGGCCGAGGAAUAAUUUUGCUCAAGUUAAUGCACCGGGUGUUUCCGGUAUCAGGAAUAAUGAUUUUAAACCCCCACAACGCGGGGCGAUUAAAAAGCGUAAAGCACCAAACCCACCGAAUACACAGUCCCAGCCUGACCAGCCCCAGCCGCAGGCGGCGCCGGCUGCUAGACCAUACUCGUUGUUCUCCUUUACUUCCAAUUCCACACCUAACACUCCAAUCUCUAGCCCAAUGACUGGGCCAACGUCUAGUGUAACAUCUGGUCCGAUUCAAGGUCCAAAUCAUGGGCCAUUCCCUGGUCCUUACAAUCGACGCAACACACCACAAUCACCGGAUGACAACGCCCCGGGACGGGCUAAUACAAACGAUCGCGUUUCUGAAGCUACCUCAACUGAAGAACAGAAGGAAAGGCCCAUCAGAGCCAACCCAGUUAAUUUGCCAGCAAAAAAAUCUGAGAUUGAUAGAAUUCAAAAAGAGGAUAUGAACAAGCCAGAUGACUUUAAGGACGUAAAGCCGAUGACUUCUGAGGAAUUCAUGAAGAGAUUCAGACAACUGCAGCUGGAUAAAACUGAGGAGACAUCUCCCCCGGAAAGAUUCUCCAGAAGGGAGGAGAGUCCAAGGGAAAGAUUUUUCAAAAGGGAGGAUAGUUCUCCCCCUGAUAGAUUCUUCUCCCCCACUCCUGGGGAUAGAUUCAACGCGAUUAAAUCCUCAUUGAAAGAAUUACGAAGGGGAUUGAAUGAGGUCACAGCGCCGUAUAACAACAAUAAUAACGCAAACGAGCGUGGUAAUGCACCAUGUGACAAACCUGAUACUGAGUCCAGCAACUCUACUUCUGAUGGUGAUGAUGAGGUGGCUGGUGGGGUUCAGGCUGGUUGGGAAGAUGAGGCGAGGGGAGGAGAUGAGGCCGCAGGAGGGGAGGCAGCCUGUGCUCUGGAUAUCAUCGAUGUGAAGCUGCCCUGCGAGUUCUGCGGCGAGCUGAUACAGGCCAAUGAUCUGGUGCAGCAUCAGACUGGUUGCCGACCGGACUUGGCGCAGUUCCGCCCUGUGGUGACGCUGCAGGGGAUGUCGGAAGACCAUCAAAUACCCUACAUCCCCUGCGAGUUCUGCGCUCACCAUCUACCACUGAACCUUAUUGAUGAUCACCAGGAACGCUGCAGCCGUAUGAUGAAUCGUAUGAACUAAGCUCCUGUCUUUCUUUCAAACUGUCUUUGUAUUCAAAUUUUAUAUUUUUUCUAUACAAUAUUUUACAACGACCUAAUUCAUCUUCAUUCUAACAGCCGCACUCACGGACGUUUGGUGACUUCGCUUAGUGUCGAUUUUUACAUAAGAAAUUACGUAAAAAUCUACAUUAAGUAAGUAAGCCUUUGGGAUAGAUGUUUACGGUUAGCGGUCACUUCGCUAUCUUGGCGAAUUUAGGUGAUCGCAUACUUGUUUGCCAAAUUACUAUAAAAAAAACUUUGAUAACUAUUUAUUUCGUAUCAUUCAUGUGAUCAAGAACAAUAAUUUUGUCUAAACUUUCUACACUUUCUAUACUUGUUCAGGAUAUAAGUUUGUUAUACAGCGUGUCCCAAAAUCAAUGAUAAAUCGGUACUGAAUUAUAGCCAGAUCGAUAACUACAUGGGGAAAAUUACUGAAAAAAUCCAUCUCUUAGGAUAGGCAGGAAUAUGUUCAUAUUUGUAGGCACAGUAUCUAAUCAUAUGGUGUAGGGCAACAAAUGUUAAUGUCACUUUUAAAUAAAAAGAGCUUUUUGUAGUAUUUUUCCCAAUGUAGUUAUCGAUCUGGUUAUACACCAGUACCGUUUCAUCGUUGAAUUUUGAAACACGCUGUAUACAUAGUUAUUUAUUAUUUAUAUAAUAUAUAAUUCUAGCAUGUAAUGCGUAUAUACUUUGUAUAAGAAAGGUAAGUGAACGGAACUGCAGGGAUGAUAUAAAAAACGAAAACAAUCGUUUUAUGUCAGUCAAACGGAUUUGGAUUGGAUAUAGGAAUGGAUAUAAAACAGGAAUGGAUAGGAUAAGUCUCUCGCAUAUAUCUUAAAUGUUUAGUAUACUAGUAUUUUAAACUCUAUACACUUUCAAAUGUAUACAUGAACAUUGUAAACAUAUGUUAAAAUAAAAAAAA
Papilio xuthus (Asian swallowtail) is the source of this 3116-nucleotide messenger RNA. RefSeq lists its product as uncharacterized. Gene Ontology annotation, molecular function: zinc ion binding. The coding region runs from base 246 to 2180 and encodes 644 amino acids. Lineage: Eukaryota; Metazoa; Arthropoda; Insecta; Lepidoptera; Papilionidae. The transcript has 11 exons. Gene Ontology annotation, cellular component: mitochondrion. The record is from RefSeq and is a predicted model, not a curated record.